This is a messenger RNA of Rhagoletis zephyria (snowberry fruit fly), 3365 nucleotides long. RefSeq lists its product as uncharacterized. The record is from RefSeq and is a predicted model, not a curated record. Lineage: Eukaryota; Metazoa; Arthropoda; Insecta; Diptera; Tephritidae.
AUGCCAGAUAAAGUCAUUAAAGCUCUCAAUGCAGUUCUUGUAACUCAAAAGCUUAGUAUUGAUCGUAUUUCAAACACUUUUGAUGCUAAAUUCAAAGAUUUAUCGAAACAAUUUGAUGCAAUAAAAGAUCUAAUAAUUUCCUUGCAUCCGACCAACAACAACUCGAGUGCAAAUAACCUGAACGCUGUGAAUGCUGAUAUGAUGGCUGCGGAAUUCAAUGCCAGAAAAACAGCUGCUAAUAAAACACGUCCGAACAGUAGCACGUCUAACUUGUUAACUUCUUACAACAAUAACUACUUUUGUUCCUCGCCUGGUGUUUUUGAGUUUUCCGCUGUCCCUCAUCCAUUUAAUUCGCCACGAGCACAGUUUGUGAGUAACGUUAACGGUAUCUCUGCCGCUCGUUUGGAUUCUGCUGUGACAAUCGCUACAGCUGUCAAUACACUUGUAACAAACGAUAGCACAUACACCUCUGUCAAGAGGAGUGCAAAACUAUCGCGCUCUCCGGUGAGAAAGCAACUACGCUCUGCUGGACUCUUGCCCACUGAGCAACAACAGAAAGUACGCGAAAUACAAGCGCAUAAUGGCUUUAAGGAAGGCGAGAAUGAGCGAAUGAUGGAGAGGAGAGAGGAUGCACUAACACUACUAGGCGAGAAGAUCCGUGAGCUUAUCAACAUGAUCGAAGCUCAGAGCCGUGUCAACAUACCCAUGAAAGAUGUUACAUCUACAUCUCCAAAAGAACUAAUUGGUCGGACGCUACAACAACAACCGCUGCAGAUUAUCAACGAGGGAAUAACAAAAACCCACGGUAGUGCACCGCCUACAGAUCAAAGCGCGGCAACAGGCCCAGCAUCCAGCCAAUCGGAGGAGCAGUAGACUGAAGUAAAGACUGAAAGAACUUAGUGCUAAUGUCAAGAAUAUCCGAAAGACGGCCAAAAAUUAGUUGCUCUUUGAGCUGAAAAAACCACGACCCUGCUACCCAGAAAUUUAAAACUGCGGCUGAGCAUAUACUUGGGGAAAGCGCCCAUGUGCGCUCGCUUACUCAAGAGUCUCUUCUAGAGGUGAAGGAUAUAGAUGAGGUAACGACGAAAGACGAGGUGUCUAAUCUGGAACCAACGGUAAUCCGCUCAAUGCGUGCUGGCUAUGGGGAUACGCAAAUAUGCACCCUUAGCCUGCCGUCAGUGAUUGCCCGAGAGCUAGUAGGAAAAGCCAAAAUACGCAUAGGCUGGGUCAAUUGCCGAAUAAGGUCUAAAGAAGUUCUGACGAGAUGCUAUAGGCGUCAUGAUUAUGGGCACAUGUCUAGAAACUGUAAGAGCGCAGGAACGAUCCGCGCUAUGUUUUAGAUGCGGAGGAAAGGAUCACAAGGCUAGAGACUACAAAUUCACCAUCUUGUUUCCCCUGUGCCAAAGCUGGUGAAAGUAGUACAAGACACGCGACCGGUAGUCGUAUGUGCGCCGUCUUCCAAAGAGCAAGAGGAAAACAACAGCACCAAUGAAAUUUCUGCAGUUGAACCUUAAUCACUGUCCAGCAGCGCAAGAUCUGCUCAACCCAACCGUAUACGAACUUGGUAUCGAUAUUGCGAUCCUUAGCGAACAAUAUAAGAAUAAAAGCGAAGCGUUUUGGGCUAGCAACACAACCAGUAGGUGCGCGAUAUGGAGCUGCGGAGCUCCCGACCUGUCCUUUAUAAGUGGAGGACUAAGCGGAACCACAAACUGGUACAUAAGCAAUGCUUACACGCAAAGCGAUCACAAGGCCAUAAUCAUAAGCAUUGAAAAACAGAGCCGCAACAACACCGCUGCCACGAGUGGAAAACAAAAAGCUUCGACGAAGAGCUGUUCGAAAUAGUCUUCGGUGAAGUAAAAAUAACCACCGUCGAGAAAGCGCCGAAAGAACUGAUGAAAGCACUCAAAAGUGUAUGCGAUAUUUCGAUGGCGAGAAGGAAACGACACAAUACACGCAAACCCGCUUAUUGGUGGAAUGAUGAAAUUGGCGAUCGGCGAGUACAAUGCAACCGGGUCAGAAGAGUGUGUCAGCGUGUUCGCACACGCAACGAAGCAAAUGCCGUUGAGCCUAGGCUGGUCUAUAAAUAAAAGCGAAAGCUCUUAAAAAACGCAAUACGUGACAGCAAGCGCAAAAUUUUCAGCGAUCUGUGUGAAGAUAUUAGCAAUAACCCGUGGGGACUCGCCUACAGGAUAGUCAUGAAAAAGCUAAAACGCACAACACAACCAACAUGCCCUGUUCUGCUGGCUCAAAUCGUACAGGUCCUCUUUCCGGCUCUACUUGAUUUCGUAAGGCCAACGCCCCGUGCUUUCACUGCUAUCCCUUGCAUAACCAUUGAUCCUGAGAGCUGGCAGAAACAUACCUUUACACAAAGCUCCAGGGCCCGAUGGGAUCCCGAAUAUAGCCCUAAAAAAGCCAUUGAGAUAAAGCCGUGCGCAUUUGCUAGCGCUUUCAAGACGUUCCUUCAAGAGGGCAUAUUCCCGAACAUCUGGAAACAGCAGCAACUUGUCCUUAUACCGAAAAAAACAAAUCCGUCGGCACCUUCUGACUACAGGCCACUCUGUAUGCUCGACUCCACGGGGAAGCUAUCCGAGCAGAUAAUUAAAAACCGCUUAGAAACUCAUGUAGAUAGACAUCUAUCAGAAAACCAGUUUGGCUUUAGAAAAAUGGGCUUUACGACUGAUGCGAUCGAGCUGGCAAAGUACAUAGCGGAAAAAGCGAUUGAAGGCAAACGUUGGCUGUGAGGCACAAAAGAAUACUGCCUGGUUGUUACGCUAGACGUAAAAAAUGCAUUAAAUAGUGCUCCUUGGAAGGAAAUCCGUCCCGCAUUACGAGCCCUAAGGUCGCAUUAUACCUGCAAGCCAUUCUGGGGAGCUACCUCAGUAACCAUACCCUCAGAUACAGCAGUGACAAUGGGUCUAAGGAUUAUGCACUCACGGCCGGAGUACCACAGGUAUCGGUGCUUGGAACAUCAUGUAUGAUGGAAUCCUACGCCUAUCCACCCCAGAUGGCGCCACUUUGGUUAGAUUUGCAGACGAUGUCUCAGUCGUGGUCACCGGGAAAACACUAGCAGAAGUAGUGGCGAUUGCGGAAAAGUCUAAUCAGUGCGGCACAAGAAUGGCUAUGUGCGAGAUCCCUCACACUUGCAACGCACAAAACAGAAGCAGUUCUUAUAAGCAGCCGCAAAAAAGUGGAAGGUGUAACACUAACUGUCGGAGGGAGUGUAAUCUCAUCAAAGCCCUACGUAAAAUACCUCGGGGUAUUGAUAGAUCAUCGUUUAUGCUCCCGAGAUCAUCUCAACGACGUCAACGAGAAGGCGGCGAGGGUAAGUCAUCUUUGUCCACACUGAUGGCAAACAUUGGGGGACC